Gryllus bimaculatus (two-spotted cricket) is the source of this 1377-nucleotide messenger RNA. Lineage: Eukaryota; Metazoa; Arthropoda; Insecta; Orthoptera; Gryllidae. The record is from the annotation of a GenBank genome assembly.
UAUUUUACGCUUCCUAGAAUCGCCACCGUAGCGCUGAUUCCCAUGUCUUUACAAAUGGCGCACAGGAGGGCGGUCACUCAAUGUUCACUGCAGAUCGGGGCUACUGUUUAGUGUUUGUUUGUGGGACGUGUUUUUCGGUGCCUGGUGUGUGUUUUGUUUAAAAGGAGAUCAUUUGAUUACAGUCAGAAUGGUCGACAGAUUAUUGUAUAAUACUGUAUUAUCCCAGACGUUUUCUCCUUGUGGGAAUUUCCUUCUUGCCGGUAACACGUAUGGUGAUAUUGCUGUCUACGAUUUGCAGAAAAUUCUUAGUCCUGGAGAAGCAUUUACUCCUCCUUUGAGGAAAGCAGAAUAUCACUUCACAGUGAAUAAAGACGUCCAAAUAUGUAGCAUGGUUACAACAGAAAAAUUUCUUGUGACUGGAACUGUAGGUGAAAUUCAAGGAUGGGACUGGAAAACCAUUACUUCAAGCAAGAAUCCCAAAUUAUGUUGGAGUAUACAAAUACCGUCCAGCAAGGAUACACUGGAAAAAACAGAUGUAAACAGUAUGUUUUAUCAUGAGCAACAAGAUGUAUUGUAUGCUGGAUGUGGUGAUAAUAAGAUAUAUGUCUUUUCUUUGGAUGGUGGACGAUUUAUAAGAAAAUUUGAAGGUCACGAGGAUUACAUUCAUUGCAUUAGCCACUGGGGUAACCAGCUGGCAUCUGCUAGUGAAGAUGGUUCAGUUAAACUCUGGGAUUUAAAUCACAAGAUUUGUUCGCAUACCAUCCAACCACACAUGAAUAGCAAAGUUGCCAGACCUGAUUAUGGGAAAUGGGUGGGAGCAGUUGCCCUCAACGAUGAUUGGAUGCUUUGUGGAGGCGGACCAAAACUUUCUUUAUGGCACCUAAGAUCUCUUGAUGUCACCACUUCGUUUCCAUUGGAAGAUACUGGAGUACAUAUAGCUUUAUUUUAUGAUGAUCGUAUUAUGACAGGUGGAUCCUGUCCAUAUUUCUAUCAUUUAAGUUACACUGGAGAUGUUCUUGCCCAGAUUCCAUCCUCAUCUACUUCAGUUUAUUCUGCAGUAUAUCAAGAAUCUCCCUUAAAAGUAUUGUGCAUUGCUGGAUCUAGUUCUAAAAUCGAUUUGUGUACAAAUUUCAGUUAUCGGGAUCAAAUUCUUUCUUUUGCCCGGGUGUGAUAUGACUUUUGAAAUCAUUGUUUUUUAUACUGAAAUAGAAACCUUAUUUCUGUAUUGACACAAGUAUUGCUAUUCAAACACAUUUUACUAAAUGUGGUGAAUCAUUUUUUAUUAUGCUCAUAAUGUAAAUAAAUUUUUUAUGUUUCAAAUGAUUUGUUUGUAAUUAUAUUAUUUCCUGAUUACAUUUGAAGGACUAAAAUAAAAAA